Molecule: messenger RNA, 832 nt
Organism: Cuscuta campestris
Lineage: Eukaryota; Viridiplantae; Streptophyta; Magnoliopsida; Solanales; Convolvulaceae
Source: the annotation of a GenBank genome assembly
GGUUACAGAUUUUAUUGUCCUUCCCACGUCACUNAGUACUGCUGAAGAUAAAAUAGUACAUGAGAGAUGGGAGAGGUGCAACAGAAUGGCUCUUAUGCUCAUUAAAAAUUCCAUCAGCAUAAUCAUCAGGGGAGCUAUUCCAGAUUCAUCUAAUGCUAAAACAUAUCUGGCUUCUGUGGAGGAACAAUUCAAAGCAACUUCUAAGGCACAUGCUAGUACCCUCAUUUUGAAGAUGGUGACUACAAAAUAUGACGGGAAUAGCGGCAUUCGUGAGCACAUCAUGAUGAUGAAUGACAUGGCCCGCAAGCUCAAGGGAUUAAACAUGGAGAUCAGUGAAGGUUUUCUGGUGCACUUUAUAAUGACUUCUCUUCCUGCAUCUUUUGAAGCUUUCAAGGUCAACUACAACACCCAGAAGGUCAAGUGGUCGAUGAAUGAGUUGUUUGCUAUGUGCGUACAAGAAGAAGAGCGUCUGAAGCUGGACAAACCUGAUGUGGCUUACCUCAUGACCGCUAAUCCAAAGAAGAGGAAGGGAAAUGUCGAUAAGAAGGAAGUUUCUAAAGUCCAGAAACGUGAUGCAAGUGCUUCUUCCAGCUCUAAGAACUCCAAAGGGAAGUCUUACUGCAAGUUCUGCCGCAAGGAAGGACAUAGACAGAAAGACUGCCAAGACUUUAAGGAGUGGCUGACGAAAAAAGGGAUUCCUUACAAUCCAGAAGCUGGAAAGAAACCGAAGAACACUUAAGCUGGGGAAUGGAACUGAACUAGCUGUCGAAGCCGUGGGAACCUUAGAAUUAAUAAUGAAAACUGGUUUAUGUAUUAAACUUUAUGAUACCUU